Penicillium cosmopolitanum is the source of this 837-nucleotide messenger RNA. RefSeq lists its product as uncharacterized. The record is from RefSeq and is a predicted model, not a curated record. Bases 1 to 837 code for a protein of 278 amino acids. The transcript has 6 exons. Lineage: Eukaryota; Fungi; Ascomycota; Eurotiomycetes; Eurotiales; Aspergillaceae.
AUGGCCGUUCAGCCCGAUGUGAACAUUAACUACGAAAAGGCUAGAUUCAAGGGGGAUGAAUGGAUCAAACAGCUCCUUCAACCGGAUAAUAGAUGGUUCGAGAAAUGGAAGAGCACCGAUUUCCCGUGGAUGUGCGCGAUAUGGACGCCUUACUGUGACGAGGACAGUCUUCAGAUGAUAGUAGACUGGAAUAGCUGGAUAGGCAAAAGCCUGAGUGCAGCACAGGAAGAAAUAAACAGAACUCUUGCUAUCCUUGAUGGCACACGGCCACCAUUCUCCGCCAAAGAAGACCCGUGUGGGUUCAUACUUCGAGAUGUAUGGGAUCGGGUCAAGAAGGUAUAUGCUUUCUUGAGCCCGGAAAGUUUCAAAAUGUAUCGGCUAACUUUUUCUUAUCAGCGCUCGUCUUACGGCACGCAGAAGCGGCUGAGGGAUGCACACUAUAGCUACUUCCAGGGAGUUCUUAAACAGACCCAGGACGCAUUCUAUCAGCGUGAAUUCAUGCGAGAUACUCUAGAGUAUAUCGAAAUGCGGAGAGAUACGAUUGGUGUUUACCCAGCUCUUGUUAUUUGUGAUGUGAACGACGUGAUGUCAUAUAAAAAGGAGCUAUUUGACCAGGCACGAGAUGAGAAAAACGGCUUGAUACCACUUCUAAAAGACCAGGGGCUUUCUACGCAACAAGCUAUGGAUAAAAUCGGGGAGAUUCUGAUUGGUCGUUACAAACGAUGGUAUAAUGUUCUGGCUGAUUUGCCAGUCUGGGGAGAAGAUGUUGAUCGAGAGGUACUGAAAUAUAUCGAUAUGCGCCUCUAUAUGGCUCUUGGGAACCUUCAUUGGAAGUAA